CGGUGAGCGAGCAGUACCUUGACUUCACUCUCAAAUUACUCUGCUGUUUCCUCUCUCACUUUGGCAUGGCGGAAGAUGCACCAAAGCCAAAGCAACUGUGGGGAGAUGUGGAAGAUGAUCCUCCGUCUUCAUCUUCCACACCUGCAGUCGACCUCCCCGUGGAGUCUUUGACUAUUCACGAUGAGGCCAAGGAGGCCGAAUCACUUGACGAGCCGGAGGAUUCGAGCAUCCAGGCGGUUACUUCUGGUGAUACACCAUACACUUCUGCCAGUACUUUUGAAGAUUUGAAUUUGUCACCAGAGCUGUUGAGGGGGAUUUAUAGUGAGAUGAAGUUUGAGAGGCCUAGUAAAAUUCAGGCAAUCAGUUUGCCUAUGAUUUUGACUCCUCCUUACAAAAAUUUAAUUGCUCAAGCUCACAAUGGUUCUGGCAAGACGACUUGUUUUGUACUUGGAAUGUUGAGUCGUGUUGAUCCAAAGCUGCAAGUUCCUCAGGCCCUUUGCAUUUGUCCUACAAGAGAAUUGGCAAUACAGAAUUUGGAGGUGCUUCGUAAGAUGGGAAAGCACACAGGGAUUGAAUCUGAAUGCGCUAUUCCAAUGGACAGUGCAAACUAUACUUCAAUUUCACAGCGACAACCGGUGAAGGCGCAGGUAGUGAUUGGCACACCUGGUACAGUAAAGAAAUGGAUGUCACAUAGAAAAUUGGGCAUAAGCAACAUGAAGAUUCUUGUUUUUGAUGAAGCUGAUCACAUGUUGGCUGAGGAUGGAUUUAAGGAUGAUUCUUUGAGGAUAAUGAAGGAUAUUGAAAGGAGUGGUGCUCAAUGCCAGGUGCUUUUGUUUUCUGCUACUUUCAACGAUACAGUAAAAAAUUUUGUAACAAGGAUAGUCAAAGACUACAAUCAAAUGUUUGUAAAGAAAGAAGAACUAUCCUUGCAGUCUGUGAAGCAGUAUAAGGUGAAAUGCCCUGAUGAACUCUCCAAGAUUCUUGUGAUUAAAGACAAAAUUUUUGAGUUAGGACAAAAGCUGGGGCAAACAAUUAUUUUUGUCAGGACGAAGAAUAGUGCAGGAAUGUUACACAAAGCACUUGUGGAUUUUGGUUACGAAGUUACUACCAUUCAAGGAGCUCUUAGACAAGAAGAUAGAGACAAGAUAAUCAAGGAGUUCAAGGAUGGAUUAACCCAAGUUCUCAUAUCGACUGAUCUCCUUGCCCGAGGUUUCGACCAGUCAAGGGUGAACUUGGUCGUCAAUUAUGAUCUGCCGCUAAAAUAUGGGACACAGGCAGAGCCUGACUAUGAGGUGUACUUGCAUAGAAUUGGCAGGGCAGGACGUUUUGGCCGCAAAGGAGCUGUUUUUAAUUUGCUGUGCAGUGAUAAGGACAACAUCCUGAUCUCAAAAAUUGAAAAUCAUUUUGGGGUUCAGAUAGCAGAGAUUCCUUCGUGGCAAAAUGAUGAUGAUUUUGAGGCGGCAAUGAAAGAUGCUGGACUUUGUUAGUGGAUAGAGCCAAGUGGAUUAUGGAUAUUCCAGUUUCAGAAGAGAGUUGAUUUUUCAAAGAGGGACAGAGGGACAGAUGAUAGUCAUCUAAGGACCUUGUCUGGAAGGAGAUGAUUCUUUCCUAAGCAAGACAUACAUUCAAGAAAGACUUUUUGGAAGAUGUAUCUUUUAUAAUUUUCUUGUUAUUUCAGUUGGGUUUUUGAUGCAACUCUACUUAUAUGUAGCCAUAUGUAAACCCUUCCUCUCUCCUUCUCUCCCUAUCUCGUCACCUUCAUCUCACAUGAUUGGUUUUUUGUAAUUUUUACCGUCUUCUUUGGUCAUCUUUUUCUUUGACGAGGUUUGAUUUUGAUUCUCCAUCACCGGUAUAUGAUUCUCGGAAAUUAUUUAACAGAUGUAGUUGUUAAUGGGGGAAUUUGAGGCUUUGGUCUUCUGGUCUUGUUGGCAGCUGGCUUUGUGUUUGUGAGCGGUUGUGUAAUGGAAUUUUCCGAUUUAUGUUUUGCCUCACUUCCUUCUCCAGACGCAGACAAGUAAAAUAAUUAAGCGGGUGGUUUUUCAGUUA
Vitis riparia (riverbank grape) is the source of this 2046-nucleotide messenger RNA. Its product is annotated as DEAD-box ATP-dependent RNA helicase 38. Gene Ontology annotation, cellular component: cytoplasmic stress granule; nucleus. The transcript has 8 exons. The record is from RefSeq and is a predicted model, not a curated record. Gene Ontology annotation, molecular function: RNA binding; ATP binding; RNA helicase activity. NCBI's taxonomy places the organism in Eukaryota, Viridiplantae, Streptophyta, Magnoliopsida, Vitales, Vitaceae. Bases 66 to 1487 code for a protein of 473 amino acids. Gene Ontology annotation, biological process: poly(A)+ mRNA export from nucleus.